CAUUGCCCCAUCUCAACGCUAUGCGCUUUUAAAAAUCCAUUACCGAUACAUUCUUAGAGAUUCAUCUACAGAAGACAUGAGACCAGCUAGUACUGUACACAUCGUCUUGCUGGUCAUCUUGUUUGUUAUCAUGGUUCAAGGACAAGUCAUCAAUAAAAGUAAUGGAAGGUUAAAUAAGAAUAUAAUAAGCGUUGCUUGCCGUAAGAAUCCAGGUUUCGAGCAAGUAUUUUACGAAAGUGCUAGAAUGUGUCUCUUUUGGUCAAACGACACCAAGACUUUUGCUGAUGCCAAAGCAGAUUGUAAAGCUAGAGGAGCGAGACUUGGAGUCUUCAAAGGUGCUGACAAAAUGGCGCUUCUGACAAGUCAGUUCAGCAUUUGGUCAAGAGACAUUUGGAUAGGACUAGAUGAUAUACAAAAUGAGGGCACCUUUGUGUGGCAUGAUGGAACAGUCCUUGAUAAGAAGGACUAUUACCCACUUUAUUUUGAUAUAAAAAACCCGAAUGACUAUGAAAACAACCAAGAUUGUGUCCAACUUUGGAAUGAAAGUAGCAAAAUGGACGAUGAUAUGUGUUAUGUGGCCAAGCAUUAUGUCUGCGAAAAAGUACAAUAAUGAGCUGAUGAAAAUGUAUAUAUAAAUAUCAAUGAUUGAAAUAAAAAGUAAAUGUAUGAUG
Biomphalaria glabrata is the source of this 671-nucleotide messenger RNA. Its product is annotated as CD209 antigen-like. The record is from RefSeq and is a predicted model, not a curated record. The transcript is spliced from 4 exons. NCBI's taxonomy places the organism in Eukaryota, Metazoa, Mollusca, Gastropoda, Planorbidae. Bases 77 to 610 code for a protein of 177 amino acids.